GAGGAAAAAAAAGAAACUCUGUUUCGAAAAGUUUCAAAUUACCUUUUAGAAACCCUUUCAAAAAGAAACGCAGGUUUCGAUUACCGGAAACAAGAAUCGAAAGUUUUCACUCGGCGUACAGAACUUUGGGUUAAAGGUAUGCCAUCAGAAACAGAUAAGUGGGGUUGGGAACAUGUUAGUGUCUUUGGUGGAUUUGACAGAGGAAGUGGUACAAAAAGAUGGAAAUGUAACCAUUGUAAUAUACGAUAUAAUGGAUCAUAUUCACGUGUUAGGGCUCACCUUCUUGGAUUCUCAGGUGUUGGGGUCAAAAGCUGCCCAGCAAUAGACCGAUCUCUGAGAGAAGCAUUUCAGAUCCUGGAGGAGGAACGUCUUGCAAGGAAAAAGAAAAAGAAUUCUAUGAAUGGGAAGCCUGGUAAGCGAAUUCGGACUUCACAGCCAAGUCUUACCUGGAAAACUAUCACCAAGGAUGAUGUAGACGAUGCGGUGGCUAGAUUUUUUUAUGCAGAUGGAUUAAAUAUUGAUAUUGUUAACUCUCCUUACUUUCAUGAAAUGGUGAAAGCAAUUGGUGCUUUUGGGUCUGGAUAUGAACCCCCAUUGAUAGGUAAGCUGUCUGAUUCUUUUUUAAGUAAAGAGAAAGGGAGGAUUGAAAAGUCAAUGGCUUUAGUUAGAGAGUCUUGGCCGCAUACCGGGUGCACGAUACUGUGUGUAGGUCGAUUAGAUGUUACAUUAGGUAGCUUCCACAUUAAUAUAUUUGUCUCAAGUCCAAGGGGCCUUAUAUUCUUGAAAGCUGUUGAUGUAGAUGAUAGUAAUGAAGUAGACCAUGUUUUUACUGGUGCACUUAAUGAUGCAAUUAUAGAAAUUGGACAAUCAAAUGUGCUUCAGGUUAUUUCUCAUAUUGGUAAUGCCUGUAAAUCAUCUGAAUCCUAUGUAUCGUCGAAGUUCCCUCAUAUAUUUUGGUCUCCUUGCACUUCACAUUCUAUUCUCAUGUUGAUGGAAGAAAUAGCUGAAGUGGAAUGGAUAAAACCUGUUGUCUUGUGUGCUAAGGCAAUUGAACAAUGCAUGAUGACAUAUCAUCAUUAUUCUCCAUGUCUUUUCAUUCAAAAUCUGAAAGAUAGCUCUGAUCCAAUUUCUGCCAGAUCUGCACCAUCUUAUUGUUGUGUUCAAAGGAUUUUCGAGCUAAGGGAAGCUCUUCAAGAGGUGGUUGUUAGUGAAGAGUGGAAGCAGUGGAAACACACUAUUGCUGAGGAUGUUGAAAAUGUUGAAUCUGCCAUUUUAGGUGUCGAUUUCUGGAGCAAGACCCAUUUGAUGUUGCAGGUAUAUGAGCCAUUUGUAACAUUACUAGCUACACUUGAAAUUGAUAAAUCAGUUAUUGGUGCUGUUUAUGAUUGGCGGUUUCAGGCACUUGAAACCUUGAGGAGAAAGGCAAUAGAUGAUGGCAUAUUGAAUCAGUUGGAAGGACUGAUUGAGAAUAAAUGGGAUGCGCUAUUUUCCCCUGUUCAUGCUGCAGGUUAUAUACUGAACCCUAGAUAUAUUGGAAACUUUCAAACCAAGGAGAAAUCUGUAAUGCGGGGCUGGAAAGCUACUCUAGAAAGAUAUGAAAGUGAAAGUGCAGCCAGGCGAGUUCUCAGAGAGCAGCUUAGCUCAUAUUGGCAUCUAGAGGGAUCCUUAGGUGAAGAAGAUGCUGUUGAUUGUCGAGAUAAAAUGGACCCAGUUGCAUGGUGGGAGAACUUUGGUUUUGAGACCCCUAGCCUACAGAUGCUAGCCAUAAAGGUUCUGAGUCAAGUUUCAAGCACUUCAAUGUGUCAAGAAAUUUGGCAAAAUAAUGACCUUUCGCAUCGAGAAGCAGCAAACAGGUUGGGAGUGCAGAGACUGGCAGACCUUCUUUUUGUUCGAAACAAUCUUAGACUUCAAAGCCAAAGAAGUGGAAAUCUGAGUUCCUCUCCUGGCCAAAGAAAUCCAAUUUCAAGUUCCUCUGGAGUUAAAACAUGGGAUGGAUCCCAUCCCGAUCAAAUGAAGGCAAUUGUAAAUAUCCAUGACAACUUGUGACAUAGCAUGCACUGCCUUUAAACUAUUGUGAAACGUUUUUGCAUCAGAAAUUUACUUAGUGGGAAAGGCCUAUGGACUUUGAACUCAAGCAUCAGCUAUUGGAACUAAUCGCUUUAGUGUGUACCUGAAACUCAAAAGAAUUGCCACAUUUGGGCCUGAUAUCAUGCAGUGAGUUGCCAGUGAACCACGUUCUGUUGCAUUUGCCUUUUGCUUUUGCCAUGUGCCAAUCCAGUUGGUCUUUUCUGGUGUCUUUAAGAUUAGUAAGUUGUCUUGCUUAAAAUUUAUGUACUAUAUCAUGAGUAAAGAAUUCUCUAUCUGUAGUUUAAAUAUUCUGUAAAUUGUAGUUCAAAUGAUAAUUGUACAUCAACAUUAGUGACCUCAAGAUUACAAGUUCAUCUUUCAAGAAUUUAUAAUUGCAGUUGCCACUCA
Messenger RNA from Jatropha curcas, 2475 nucleotides. RefSeq lists its product as uncharacterized. Gene Ontology annotation, molecular function: protein dimerization activity. The record is from RefSeq and is a predicted model, not a curated record. Lineage: Eukaryota; Viridiplantae; Streptophyta; Magnoliopsida; Malpighiales; Euphorbiaceae.